Messenger RNA from Neolamprologus brichardi, 3599 nucleotides. NCBI's taxonomy places the organism in Eukaryota, Metazoa, Chordata, Actinopteri, Cichliformes, Cichlidae. The record is from RefSeq and is a predicted model, not a curated record.
CCCUCCUCUCCCUUCACUCUUUGCUCUCAGGCUGCAAUGAGGUUAACAGCCCUGUGCGUAUGUGGGACCCUGCUGGCCUUCUCAAGUCUCUCUUGGAUCACAGCAGACUCUGAUGAAGGAAUACUCCUUGUGGAUAAAGGAUUUGGCCCCUGCACUGUAACACUGACGCCUGGGGGGCAGUGCAGACAGGUGCAGCAUGAGAGCACGUGCCCUUACUUACUCACUUUGCCACCGCUGAGGAUUCACCUGCCACAGCACCUCAAAGAGCUGGAUAAGAUCGUGGAGGACCUGCAGAAGCUGAAGGACAGUGUGGAUGAACUGCGGGAGAUCUGCGCAGACUGUACAGUAAGCCAAACUGAGAGAGAGUGUGGAAGGCAAAGAGAGAAUGAGCGUGAGACACUGAGUGAGGAGACGGAUAGACGUGAGGAUGAGAGAAACUGGGUGAAUGAGAGACUUCAAGAGAAUGGUUUUAAACAAGAGUGCAGCACAGUCAGUGUUAUGGAAGGAGAUGGAGACUCGGAAAAAACAGGCACUCUGGAAGAGAAAGAAAGAAAGAAAUGGGAGACAGAAAGAGAGAGCAAUGGAGGACUCAUAAAAGAAAAUGAGGAAGGAGAAACUCUGACAGAAGUGCUGGAAACUGAAGGAACAACUCAAUCAGACAGAGGAAAAGGAAAGGACAAAGUGGUUCCAACAAAGGUAACAACUGGUGGUGUAAAUGAGGGAACAGUAGGAGAAAAGGUUGCUGACAAAAACAAUAGGCAGGGGGAGGGAGACAGAAAUAAAGACACUGCCGGAGAAGAGAAUUCAAAGAGAUAUCAAGAGAAUAAUCUGGACAUCCCUACAAAACCCAAACCUGUCCAAGAGCCUGAAUCAAAAGAAAGUCCAACAGCUAGCUACACAGAAAAACCUAAACAAAAGGAGACAUCUGAUGAAAAUCCAUCACACAUGUCUAAUUCUAAUCAAGAUCCAACACCAGGAAAGAAAACCAUGCCUGAGACCAUGAAAACACCCCCCAACCAAAAGCCUAAAACCAGACAGAACAUCCCUACAAAACCCAAACCUGAUCAAGGGCCCAACCUACCAAGACAUACAAAACCUGGGACAAGCUUCAAGCCAAAACCGAAUGUAAGGCCCAAAACUGGCCCCAAACCACCAGAAACCAGUCACAACUUUAAAACACCUAAGCUUGGAGAAACGCCUAAUCUGAAUGCCAAGCCUGCACCUCGGGCAGAGUCCAAUAGAACGUCAAAACCAAGGCUUCCCUUCAUUUACCGACCACGAAGCAUGCCUACAGUUAGGCCAGGAGCACCACCAGUUCAAAGGCCAAAACCAGCAGUGCAACCAAAGCUAAGUCCAAAGACCAAAACAGAUCCACCUAACAUCAGCUGGACUACUUCAGAUCACACCCAAACCUCUCAAAUCAACACGCCUUCUACAUCUGGCCCCAUAAAGCAUACUGCUGAAGUGACUCAUUCCUCAGGGGACAGAGAGUUCAAUCCCAGUCUAAGGAAAACUGUCACUCCAGGUCCAAAGACCUCCAACAGUCUGGAAAAUGGAGCCUUCCCUCACCUUCAAAGUCUGCCUGAAGAUUCCACUAUGAGCCCAAACAACAGGAUUGUGUCUGAUCUGAGGCCACAAACAGCCAGUCAACCAGCAUCAAUCCCAAUGACAACAAAACCAAACAAAAUCAUCACUCCAGGAUCCUCAAAGUCAAAGACAAAUUCUGGCUCAGACACACAAACUGAGAAACAUCACAAGAUGGAAGAAAUAGCUCCUGCAUUCUCUACAUCUCCUUCUCCCAUAUCUCACAUUAUCUCUCCACCCAGCCCUGACUUCAGGUCAACAACUGCGACCACCCCUGGCCCCAAGCACCCCGAGCUCGCUGCCGAGGCUUCCACUCCCAGUGCACGUGAGUUACGAGUGAAAAUCAACCAGGUGGCCGCUUUCUUCAAUAACAGCCUGAGUCCUAAUGGCAGUCCACCAAACAUGCAUCACCAAGACCACUCAGAAGAGAACCAGGGAGGCAUCAGGCCUGACAACACGGACGGCAAACUGCCAACAGACAAACCACCUAAAGUUACCAUGCUACCGAGAGACUGCUCGGACCACCUGCUCAGGGGAAAAACAAAAAGCGGGCUUUACCUGGUGACCCCUGACCUCCGCACUAGUAGCUUCUCGGUGUACUGCGAGAUGGAGCAGGAGGGUGGAGGGUGGACCGUCCUGCAGCGCCGCCAGGACGGCAGCGUGAACUUCAACCGCACCUGGGCAGAAUACCAAUCCGGCUUCGGGGAGCUUGACAGAGGGGAGUUUUGGCUGGGCAACAACAUCAUCCACCUGCUGACCCGCGACAGGGAGAUGGUGCUGCGGGUGGAGCUGGAGGAUUUUGACGGGUUGACGGGGUAUGCGCAGUACGAGCAGUUCAAGGUGGCCAGCGAACGCCUGCGCUAUAGACUGACAGUAGGCAGUUACUCGGGCACCGCAGGUAAUGCUCUCCGCUUCAGCAAAAAGUACGAUCACAGCAACAGGGCGUUCACCACGCCGGACAGGGACCACGACCGCUACCCCUCCGGGAACUGCGGGGCCUACUACAACUCCGGCUGGUGGUUUGACGCCUGCAUGAGCGCAAACCUCAACGGGAGAUAUUACAACGGGAGGUACAAAGGUGUGCGGAAUGGGAUUUUCUGGGGGACAUGGCACAACAUAUUAUCAGAGUACUACCCCACCAAUGAGAGACAGUCUUUUAAGAGAGUGAGGAUGAUGAUCAGACCUAAGGACUUUGUGCCAUAAGAUGUGCUGGGGAAAGAAAACAAUGCAUACCAUCGUCAACGAUAAGCCCGCAGGAUACUCCAUAAAAGUUUAAUGAAAUCUAGUGUACGCUCCACACUAUUUAACCAGUAAGGCAAUACUGCCGCCCUGUGGUGUUUUCUAUAAUGUGUUGUUUACAAUAACAGGAUGUAUAUACUAGUGACAAAAGCAGGGUUGCCUAGUUUAUUUUAUAACCUUUCCAUAAUAAAGUGAUAACAUUGCUUUUGUCGAGAGGGGGAUUUGAAAAUGAAGGAAAUCUUCAUGUGAAGAGUUAUUUUUCUACCAGUGAUAUGAAUCCAAGGUGACCAGGUGCCCCACUUCACGUGGGACUGCAUGGCAUGUUUAUCCUUUUGCCUCCCUCCACUCCAACCAAGGCCCUGCAUUUUAAGAAACAUGUGGCUCAGACAGAGAUGUGGCGAUCCGUGGAUGCGUCCUUAUCAAACAGAAAUGACAAGUAGGAGUAUUAGGACUGUAGAAUAAGGAAAUAUAGGAGUGCACAAAGACUAGAAAGCUCGUUACAUACGCAUCGGUUUCAAAUAAAUUGUCAUUCCUAUCACACCGAUGCCAACCCUGACACCAGCAUAGUUUUUGUGUAAUUAUUUGUAUUUAUUUCUUCAGUAACAAAACAAACGGUUUGCCCCACAUGUAGUAUGUUGGGAUCUGGUCACCGUGACGGGUAUGUAGCAUAAGAGACUUUUAUUACAUGUACUGGAAGGGCAGUUCAUAGAUUGAAGCUGUCUGUGGUGUGUUGAAUGCUUUUGUUUUGUUAAAAUGAAUAAAAUGAGUUUACAGAA